UAGAACUACUUUAAUAAAUUAAAAAUAUUGUUACAAUCGAUAGUUCUGGUUAUACAUGCCCCUUGAGCAUGUUAGAAGCUCACAUACAAAGAGAAAAACAAAAGGAAAAGGUUUUCAUUCAAACUAAAAUUCAAAAGCCCCCCAAUGCUCCCUUCCUUAGUGACCUUUGCCGCCGCCGCCGCCGCCGCCACUUUCCCUCCAAAUUUGAAUUCAAAUUCCCACCCACCCAACAAAGCAAACUCCCACCAACCAAGAGCAAGAAAAAUUGCCAUCACCUCCUUCCACUCGCCGAACCAAAUCUUUCCCCUACUUCGACAAUGCGAAUCUCGCGCCCACUUCGCCCAAAUCCACGCCGCGGUCCUCAAAACCGGCCUCGACCGCGACCCCUUAUUGCUCUUCAAGAUCCUCCGCCGCUGCGCCGCCCUCGAAUCCUUCGAGUACGCGGCCCAAAUCUUCGCGAGGAUAGACGACCCGGAUGUCUAUCACUACACCGCUCUCAUCGGUGCCAACCUCGAUGCCGGCGCUAAUGCCGAUGCGAUUCGACUGUUCUCCGGUAUGGUCGGAGGCUCCGUUGAGCCCGACCCGGUCGUAAUCUCUUAUGCUCUAAAAGCUUGUGUGCUGGAGCUGGACUUGGGAGUGGGAAAACAGGUUCAUGGGCAGGUUAUUAAAUUGGAGUUCGAAUCCGCAAGGCCUGUUAGGAUGAAGCUGAUGGAGCUUUACGGUAAAUGUGGCGAGCUUGGUGACGCUCGUUUGGUGUUCGGCGGAAUUCCCGAGAGAGAUGCGGUCGCGGCAACCAUCCUGAUUUCGUGUUACGCCGAUCGUGGGUUGAUCGGAGAGGCACGGGAAGUGUUCGAUCAGACGGUGGGCAAGGAUACUGUGUGUUGGAUGGCGAUGAUCGAUGGGUGCGUCAGGAACGGAAGGAAGAGCGAGUCAUUGGAGCUGUUUAGAGCAAUGCAGAGAGAGAAUGUUCGGCCGAAUGAGUUCACUGCUGUUUGCGUUCUCUCGGGUUGCUCUCAGAUCGGAGCACUGGAGCUCGGAAGAUGGGUUCACUCGUACCUGGCGAAAUAUAAGAUUAAGUUAAAUGCAUUUGUGGGUUCAGCACUGAUCGAUAUGUAUGCGAGAUGUGGGAGCUUGGAAGAGGCACAGGAGGUGUUUGAUGAAAUGAGGGAGAGAGAUGUGGUAUCUUAUAACUCUCUAAUUGCAGGGCUAGCCAUGCAUGGAAGAAGCAAAGAAGCUGUAGAAUUGUACGAGAAAAUGAUCGAACAAGGCCUAAGACCGACCCACGUGACGUUCAUCGGCGUUCUGAACGCCUGUAGUCACGGUGGACAUGUAGACGUCGGAUUUGAGAUCUUCGAAUCGAUGGAAAAUGUUUAUGGAAUAGAGCCCCGGAUUGAGCACUACGGUUGCAUUGUUGACCUGCUAGGACGAGUCGGACGGCUAUCGGAGGCGUACGAGUUCAUCGAAAAGAUGAGAAUUAAGCCCGAUCAUGUUAUAUGGGGGUCCUUGUUGGGUGCGUGUAAGGUCCACGGAGAUCUCAACCUAGGGGAGAAGGUUGCGAAGAUACUAUUCGAUAGUGAAGAAGCCGAUUCAGGAACUUAUAUUCUUCUUUCCAAUGUAUAUGCCUCAUUCGGGAAAUGGAGUGAGGCGGUUAGGGUACGAGAAAAAAUGAAGGAGAAGGGAAUUCGGAAAGAACCAGGGUGUAGUUCCAUCGAAGUCGAGAACGAGAUUCACGAGUUCUUAUUAGGGGAUAUUAGGCAUCCUCGAAGAGACGAAAUAUAUCGAAAGCUCGAAGGUUUGUACGAUGCUUUGCGAAAGGAAGGAUAUGCUCCAGCUAAGGAUGUUGUUCUCCAGGACAUCGACGAGGAAGAGAAGGAACAAGCUUUAGCUAUACACAGCGAAAGAUUAGCGAUUUGUUACGGGUUGAUCUCGACGAAGCCCAGGUCAACGAUACGAAUCAUGAAGAAUCUGCGGGUGUGCAGCGAUUGCCAUUCGAUGAUCAAGCUUACUUCGAAGGUGACGGGGAGGAAGAUUGUGGUGAGGGAUCGGAGUCGGUUCCACCAUUUCGAGGGCGGGUCGUGCUCCUGCCGUGAUUAUUGGUGAAUUUUAUGGAGGAAUUGAUCCUGGAAGGUGGCAAAUCAAAGACAUGAAGCCAAUGUACCAGAAAUAUAGUAUUGGAUGCUGAGGCAUUCAAAUCAGUCAAGGUGUAGGGUACAGCUUCAUUAUUAAGUAGCAGGAACAACAAGAAUUAAAAGGUUAGUUUGUGUGUGGUGAUUCACAUGCCCUAAAUCAUGUGAAGGUUAUGUUCUGCAACAUAUUAUUGAUGUAAAAUUCUUAACUAGAAGGAAUCACAGAUAGAGAACCAAUAUUUGAUUGUGUACAGAAGCUACAGAUAUGCACAAGUUUUCUGUUCAAUGCCCUGUACCUGUACAGGGGAAUACA
This is a messenger RNA of Ananas comosus (pineapple), 2439 nucleotides long. RefSeq names its product putative pentatricopeptide repeat-containing protein At5g59200, chloroplastic. Gene Ontology annotation, molecular function: protein binding; zinc ion binding; RNA binding. The record is from RefSeq and is a predicted model, not a curated record. Bases 145 to 2100 code for a protein of 651 amino acids. Lineage: Eukaryota; Viridiplantae; Streptophyta; Magnoliopsida; Poales; Bromeliaceae. The transcript has a single exon. Gene Ontology annotation, biological process: RNA modification.